GUGCCGCGGACCGAACUCAAAUAGGUACGCAUUUGAAGCUUGCUUAAAGAUCACCAGUACUGUUGUCGACCUACCCAAUAAUCUCUCAGAUUAGCGUCAGCAUAUCAUCAAUUACAUUAUCGGUCUUUCAAUGGCUGCCAGUAUUGGCCAACCUGGUGACAGCCACAGGUCCAAUUUCAAGACCUCUUUUCAUCGCUCGCAGCAAGCGCCAGUCAUAUUAGGUCAACAAUCCUCUGGCGGAUUACUUGCUCGGCUGCAUUCGUCAUCCCAGGGAGGUUCUGAUGAUUUCGAUGCUCUAGAGAAGCUGUUCUUCUCAUGCAUUCAGUCCACCGACGACGAGUCUGCUUUGCUAUGUCUCGAGCGCUUGACACAACGCUUUGGCUCAUCCAAUGAGAGGGUUAUGGCGUUGCGCGGCCUAUACGACGAGGCAACUGCGGAAAAUCAAGCUGGCCUAGAGCUGUCUUUGAAAAGAUAUGAUGACAUACUUUCGCAAGACCCUGUCAACCUGCCGAUCAUUAAGCGCCGCAUUGCCCUUCUUCGGUCGUUAUCGAAAACUUCGGAUGCCAUAUCUAGUUUAGUACAGCUCCUUGACGCGACACCUACAGAUGUGGAAGCCUGGUGCGAGCUCGCAGAAUUAUAUCAAUCACAGGGGAUGUGCCCACAAGCAAUCUUCAGCCUCGAGGAAGCAUUGUUGAUUGUACCACAUGCUUGGAAUGUUCAUGCUCGCUUAGGCGAGCUUCUAUACACUUACGCCCGUUCACUAGAAGGUGAUGCUAUGCGCAAGCAAUUACAACUAUCCAUCCGCCAUUUCUGUAGGAGUGUUGAGCUCUGCGACGACUACUUAAGGGGCUUCUAUGGCCUGGCCUUGGCGACCUCACCUUCUCUUGUAAAUGGGACUUUGGAACUGACAUACUUGGGGAGCACUGUGGGGAAAGAUACUCUUGGCAAUCUGCAUGCCCUGGCAAGGAGAAGGCUCGAGCAGACCCUUUCAACGAAUAACUCCAAAGAGCCACAUCUUCGCGAGUACGAUGAAAAUGAGCUGUCAGCUGUAAAGAAGCUUCUUGACGAGCUCGAGGGUAUUUGAUUGUAGUCACUUUAGGUUAAUUUCUUGAAUCAAAUGUGGUCUUACUUAGGUAACUUUGUACUCUCAGGUUUGGGAGAAUCGUACCUAGAUCAUCUCUCGGGGCGACGGAGACAGUCGAUCGGAUAACUGCC
Molecule: messenger RNA, 1215 nt
Organism: Aspergillus calidoustus
Lineage: Eukaryota; Fungi; Ascomycota; Eurotiomycetes; Eurotiales; Aspergillaceae
Source: the annotation of a GenBank genome assembly